Molecule: messenger RNA, 991 nt
Organism: Moneuplotes crassus
Lineage: Eukaryota; Ciliophora; Spirotrichea; Euplotida; Euplotidae
Source: the annotation of a GenBank genome assembly
AUGAGUAACUAUUUCAAGCCUACUUUACAGUUGAGACCGAUUCCUUCAAACCAUAACACUAGCUGGGACACUAGUCUAAAGGAUCACAUCUCUGAUGAUUUUGGAAAGUCAACCUCAUCGAAGAAAGGCAAGAUAAAUCUAUUCAGCAGUCGUAUCAAACGCACUAAAUAUAACGCAAUUAUGAAGAACGAUUCCUCCUUCGACUAUACUCUUAAGCCAUACUUGGAGUCUAUUAGUCCAACAAAACCCAAAAGGAUGGUCUUCAAGCCGAAGACAGUUAACAAUGGUAGCACUAUUAAUGUAAAGGCAAAACCGCUUACAGGAAACGGUCAUAUUAGUACGCAAAUCAUCAGUCCUGACUUGAUGAUGGAUAAAAGCAAGUCUGAGAAAAUAGAUAUCUUCUUACCUCACAGAACAAUGCAGGGCUUCCAGGCGUCCAAGAGAGGUACCCACCUAAGCUUCAUUAAGGCUAACAAGGAAAAAUUUAGUAAGAAGAAUGUCUUCCUACACGGCAUCAGCUCUAACAGGAUGUUUUCGAAAUCUCCCGAACAGAAAGAAGUGAAACAGCAUAAGAAGAACAUCCUUUUUAAAGCUGCCAAGAAGGGGAAUAAAUAAGUUAGAAAAUAUGAUAAACUCCCACUUGAACAUGAUAAGUAAGUUAGAAUGAGUCACUCCCAAGACUGCACCUAUUCUAUGAAAGAUCUGUGGUGUCAAUAGCUCAGAGAAAACUUCCCCUAGUGUUGUGGAGAAUAUCAAUGAUGAGAGAGUACUCAACUUGUUAAAAGAAGUGAACACUCAGGAUAAGUUCCGUACAAUUCAAGACCCAGAGUUGGGUAAUCUAGUGGCAAUUAAGUUUAUACCAAUGUAUCAGACUUCUGUUCAUUGCCUUAUUGUUAGUGUAAAAACUGAGGAUAUCACUAAGAAGGAAAAAGAGCAGAUUCUUAACCACCUAGCGUUGAUGAAGUCCUUACUUGAAAUAAUUUCAAUAUAA